This is a messenger RNA of Scylla paramamosain (green mud crab), 3776 nucleotides long. Its product is annotated as zinc finger protein 346-like. Lineage: Eukaryota; Metazoa; Arthropoda; Malacostraca; Decapoda; Portunidae. Bases 791 to 2113 code for a protein of 440 amino acids. Gene Ontology annotation, cellular component: nucleus. The record is from RefSeq and is a predicted model, not a curated record. Gene Ontology annotation, molecular function: nucleic acid binding; zinc ion binding. The transcript has 11 exons.
CAAGCUCUCCUACAGCCUUCACUGGGUUAACGAGAAUAAUUAAUAAAGGCCGCACAGCGCUGAGAACGAGCCAGCAACACACGAGGCGACUCGGAGCAAGACCAAGAGAGAAAUCAAGACCUAGACCGAGAUUUACGAAGCACCAUUCAGCACUUGAGGGGCGAGGGUGUGGACAUAGCCCGGACAGCCAUCACGCCCUGGGACGAGUGGCGAGGGCGAUGCUUGACUUGUGCCGCUGACGAGCCGCUGACAUGGGUGGCCACAGCUGGCAGCGAGCGGGAAGUGAGAACAGCGGCGGGAGGAGUGCCGAGUACGGUGUUGGGGUCAGGACCAGUCAGUCCUCGCCCAACUCUCGUCGUAGUGGCUGUGUUGCCGCACCAGUUGCUUUCCACGACUCGCCGACGAUCGCGCUCCCUCGUGCCUUACUGAGUGCCCCUCGUGCCUUGUGUGUGCGCUGGGGACGCUUGUUUGCACUCUCUUUGUGACAUUAUUACUGGUGUUUGGGAUUACUGGAGCCAUUACCUCAUUUUGUGCUGAAGAUUCUUCCCCGACUCAGGAACACAUUCAGCCCGACGAGGCUGACGAAGGCAGCACUCCAGCAGGCUACCUGCAUCCCUGGCAGCAGCCGCAGCCCCAUCCCGCCCUGACGCCGCUGUCUUGCAGACGCUGACACAAGUCGCGCACAGCUCCGGACGCUGGACUCAGCAGAGCUGCGGCCUGCAGCUCCAACCUGCGUGAAGGGGCGUCCCCGUCCAGUCGUCUGCUCGCCUUCCAACACCAGUUUCGAGUCAUGGCGACCGGGACCACCGGUGCUAUUGUCAAGACUGGCGACAUGGUGCCUCUGCACCAAAUAACAGACACAGCUGCUGGCAUCCCUUGGUUCAUGACCACCUCACCAUCAUUCAGCACAUCCCAGCCUGCCUUUCAACGCUUUAGCCUCACCACCACCUGCCCCGCCUCCAAGAGGAACAGCAUAGCGUCGCUGAUGGGCGGCUCCAGUGCCUGCAAGUUACCCGAGCUGGUGGUGAGUGACGUGCUGGGUGUGGGCCUCCAGGUGCUGGACUUCACUAUGAGCUACAUGCCCACCUCUGUUCCCUACGUGCCAUUCCCCGCCCCAUCACCUCCUCAGCCACCCACGAUGAGUGUGGCUCCAGGAAACGGCAACAUCCCAUCUCCCAACUCGGCAAUCAUGGCCUCAGUGGAGAUGACAAAUGACCCUGUCACUAAAGCCGUCAUGGAAAAUGUAUUAGGACGUCUUCCCACCAAGGUGAAACCAAAGGUCACUGUGCGAUGUGAUGUCUGCAACCUAGAAUUUUAUUCACAAGCAGUCUUAGAUUCCCAUUUAGCGGGCUCCAAGCACCAGCGGAAAGUAAAAUCAGCAGAACUCAUGAAAACACUAGAAGAAACAGAAACUGGAUUUGAGCGUGAUGAAGUUAGUGGAGUAAUUCGCUGCAUUGUUUGUGAUGUGACUGUCAACUCGCCACAACUCCUGGCAACUCACAUAGCAGGAAACAAACAUAAACAGAGGGCUGCCAAGCGUUCCGGGGAGUCUGGCACCGCGCCACCGACCAAGAGACCUUGCUCUGGGGUCACAGGCCAAGUUUCAAUGGAGUCUGCAACUAUCAGAAACAGCAAUGGUGGGCCUCAAGAUCCUACCCACCAGGCCAACAACACUUCCCUCCCCAAGACUGGCAAUUCGACAGGCAGCUCCUCCCUAGAAAUUCCUGAUUGUGUUACGAAGUUGGAAGAAACAAAGGGGGGUGGAAAAUAUCUCUGUAACCCUUGCCAAGCACAUUGUAACUCAGAGCAGCAGUUAGCACAGCACUUGACUUCACGAAAACAUCAAGAUAAGUUGAGUGGACGCAAACCAGAAAGAGGAGGCUGGAGAGGACGGCAGCGGCCAGGCUUCUAUGGCAGACCUGGUGGAAGAAAUAUUCACUUAUCUUCACGAAAACAUCAAGACAAAUUGAGUGGACGCAAGCCAGAAGGAGGUGGCUGGAGAGGACGGCGGCGGCCAGCCUUCCGUGGCAGACCUGGUGGGAGAGGCCGGCCUUCCCACACUUACACACAACCACUCUCCUCAAACUUUGUGGCUGGAGGAGCCUUGCUGUGAGCCAUAGCUAGUCAUGGCUAACCACCACCACCAAACCCACACUUAUAGUGAGUGCAUGCAGGGUCAGGGCUGAGGCAAGUACAAUACCAGUGUUAUGGCUAAUUUUUUGGCUUUUGGCUGAAGUAUUUAUGUAAAUUUAUUUUUUAUUCAGUAUUAUUGCCUUGUUUAAUAGAGACAUUAAUUGAAGUCAUUAGGUCCUAUUAGAUAUACUUAUAUGAAGUAUUGUAUAAUUCCCCAUAUUGAUUUUUAUUGUUUGUGCAGGUUGAAAACCCUUUGUCCGGAAUGAUAUAUUGUCAUGAAAUUGAGAAGUUUUAAGUGUUGGCAUUGUCUUUGAUUGAUUCAUAUUUUCACAUUGACAUGAAACAAGCAGUACACCGACAUCAUUUCAUCAAGUACAGAAGUUACCACACUGAAUUUGAUAUUUAAAGCAGGAUCAGGGAUGAAAAUUUAGAUUUGAGGCAAUGAAGGUUCUAGAAAAUUUACAUUGGUUUGAAAAAUUAGAAACAAUAGUCAUGAUUUUCAUUGCAACCUCAUAUUUUAAAGUGCAAAAAAAAAACUUACCAUAAUUGAGACAUCUAGAUUCAAAUGGACAUCUUUGCCAAAACAGGAUUUUGAGUUAUUAGUGUAAAAAGUUGCAAUGUUUAUCUUAUUGUCAGAUUCAUAAAAAUAGAACCAUAUUGCAUGGUGACCACCUCUUUUGCCUUCUGUUCACUGACUGGCAGAAUAAGCAGUUUAUGCAGCCAUGUGACACCUUCCAGACUAGAGUGCCUCUCUGGUUCUGUAACUUUCAGAGUUGGUAAUAACUUGGCACAUUGAAAAAACAUAUGGCACUAGCCCAUUUGUUUGCUCUCUGGAUGGUCAUAUCUUCUACUGCUGGCUAAGGUAAUCUCAUAGAGGAGGGAUAUGUAUCUUUCCUGAACCAGGCUCUACUCAAAACCAGUAAAUUGAUGCAGAUGCCCUUUUGAUUCUAGAUGCCUCAGUUCUAGGGGUAAUAUCAUAGUAUUAGAAUAGAUAUUUAGACAUUAAUUUACACUUAUAAUACUCUUUUCCAGAUGUUAACCACAUCAUAAGUAGAGGUACAUAUGUGUAUUUUCCAAGAUCUGAAAUCUAGAACAUUUCUGGUCCAAAGCAUUCCAAAUAAGGGAUUCAACCUGUAAUGAUAGGAAUUCAAUCUGUAUUUUUCUUCAUAGUUGAAUGAGGAAGAUAAAAACAAACUGAGAUGUUCUUAGAGCUAACUUUUCCUUCUCAGGAUUAAUACCAAAAAUAUCAUUGUAUGAAAACAAAAUUGCAAAUCUGCUGUGGUAGUAAGCUAGGGAAACAUUAAUGUGAUUCAUUGGUAAAUACUUAAAGUGUUAUCUAAUAUUCCUUUGCCAGUGGAGCAGUACUGGAUCUCUCUCUCUCUCUCUCUCUCUCUCUCUCUCUCUCUCUCUCUCUCUCUCUCUCUCUCUCUGGAAUUUGAAUGUUGAUAACUCAAAUAGCAAGAUUUUUUUUAUUUUAUUUUAUUUUUUUUAUUUAUUUUUUCAAAAGUAGCAACUGUCAUUUAUUUGAGCUCUUCCCAGGUAGAUCUGCAGCACAUCACUCAAGGCACUCAUUUCCCUGUCAAUGUACUGCACAAGUAAACAAAUAGAUAUCAAAUGAAUACUUGAAAUACAUUCUCAUUGAU